CUUAUACUCUCAAGCAUUUGGUUGUCAGCAGUCAGGUAUAUGGUUUAGUACUGAAUAUUUAAUUGAAAUGUUUAAAUAUUGCUGUCUCAUGACUGCAAAAAUGUAUGUAACAGUUGGGCAACAAAACUGCAGCGCUGUUCAGUUUUCACCCCUGACACCAUGUAACUGAAACAGGAAGCUGUGUUUCUUCAGUGCUACUUCCUUAACAAAAGUAGCCUGACAUUUCACUUCAGUUCUUUGUUGCUUUUUUGUUUGCUUGGGGGAAAGUGCAUAAUACAGGAGUGUUACAUCUGAGACUGUCUGCCAGGGUGGGAUUUCGAUUGUCACAGUGUCGACUUGCGAAGACGUUCACAAGAGACGAGUCAGAGCAGAGAGCAAGGCCAGGGCGCUCGUGUGGCUGAUGCGCUGCUAAAGAACAGCAGUUGGAUGAAGUGAUGGAAUGUGAGCAAUUUAAUGAGGGAGCUUUCCAAGGAGAAAGACGAAAGAUAAUCCAGCCUUCAUCUAUAAAUGAUCCCAAACUAGUGAAGCUUAAAGAGGUCUUGGUGGAAUGGAUAAACACCACUCUGAAGGAAGAACACAUUGUAGUCCAGACUCUGGAGGAAGACAUCUAUGAUGGACUUGUGAUUCAUCACCUAAUACGCAAGUUAGGAGGAGUGCAUUUACAAGUUGAGGAGAUCGCACUUACUACUGCUGCUCAGAUGUACAAACUGGAGCUGAUUCUACAGGCCCUCAAUCAGAAGCUAGAUUCUGGUGCUAAAGCAGACAGUACAGCUAAAUGGAGUUCUAAACUCAUUCAUAGUCGAGACCUGUUGUCCACUCUGCAUCUGCUGGUUGCCAUGGUGAAGUGCUACCAGCCUGAACUGGCCCUUCCCCAAAAUGUCACUGUGGAAGUCGUCCUGCUUGAGGUAAACAAAAGUGGCAUCAAGUCCGAAAAGCAGAUAGAAUACAUCACUUCACAAAGUGAGGAUACAGAAGAUUGUAAAAAAGAUGAUCCCAUAGAUGAGCUGCUUAAGCUUGAGACACACAAAAUUGCCACAGUCAAAAAGGCCCUCUUGCACUUUAUCAAUAAGAACAUGUCACCAUUAAGGUUGCAGGUGUCAGACAUGGAAAAACAGUUUGCAGACGGUGUGAUUCUGCUUUUGCUGAUUGGUGAGUUGGAGGGCUUCUUCAUUCCACUCUACGAGUUUUACCUCUCCCCUGCCAGCCAUUCAGAGAUGCUUCAUAAUGUCACCCUGGCUUUGGAUCUACUUAAUGACAGAGAAAUACAAGUACCAAAUGUUGGCCCAGAAGAUAUUGUGUCACAAGAUGAGUCGGCUACACUGAAAGUACUCUACGCCUUGUUUAAGAAACACAAGGACAAAUAAUCCCCUACAAGCCACAGCUACAGCCUUUGAUGAAAAUGACUUUAAAAGUCAUGGGAUAAGCUUUAAAUCCUCCUGGAGUGCAAUUUUGUAAUGAUACAGUAUAUACAUAGUCUCAAAAUUGUAAAAACAGCUCAUAGUCAUCUAGUUUAAUAAAAAUGAGUGAACACUGGAUUUCUCAGCCCAUUACACAGAUUGGCUGUGGAUAGUGGCAGCAUGGUGACCCCCCCCCCCUCUCCAUUUCUCCAUCCCUUGUCUUCCCACACACUCUUUAAUUGAAUGAGUGCCCUUGAGGUUGUCACUCAUUCUUAUAGACGGACUUCUUUAUGUCAUCUCUCUUCCUGUCAAAUAAAGACCUUUCCAUCAAAA
Molecule: messenger RNA, 1730 nt
Organism: Clarias gariepinus (North African catfish)
Lineage: Eukaryota; Metazoa; Chordata; Actinopteri; Siluriformes; Clariidae
Gene: parvg
Product: parvin, gamma
Exons: 13
Coding region: 435-1364 (309 amino acids)
Biological process (GO): cell projection assembly; establishment or maintenance of cell polarity; actin cytoskeleton organization
Cellular component (GO): focal adhesion; actin cytoskeleton; cytoplasm
Molecular function (GO): actin binding
Source: RefSeq, a predicted model, not a curated record